Topomyia yanbarensis is the source of this 1165-nucleotide messenger RNA. RefSeq lists its product as uncharacterized. The coding region runs from base 1 to 1089 and encodes 362 amino acids. NCBI's taxonomy places the organism in Eukaryota, Metazoa, Arthropoda, Insecta, Diptera, Culicidae. The transcript is spliced from 6 exons. The record is from RefSeq and is a predicted model, not a curated record.
AUGCAACAACCGAUUGUGCUGAAAUCUAUGCUGAAUCCAUUCAGAAUUCCGAACAAGUUCCGGAAUGGGUUUACGGGGCACUUGGCUGAUGUGGCGACGCUAGUUUACCCAAAAACACAAGAAAAGAAGCUACUUGCAGAGCGUAUUAUUGAAGCGUUCCCGCAAUUAGCUCGGCCUGCUUCGCGCGGAGCGCCAGCUGAACACAACGGGCAGUCCAAGGGGACUCAUAGUGGAUAUAUUGAGCAGCGUAUCUGCAAUAUACGGAAGGAAGUUCCGAAAGAGAAUCGGAAGUUCAACCGCAAUUCGCAGAACACAACCUCAGACAUUGUGUCUGACGAUAUAGUGGCGGCUGCAGAUCUUUGCUCUGCACUUGAUGCAUCAUUCUUAAACUCGCGACAGAUUUCAAUUCUAAUGAAGACAACUUUUGUGAUUCACAGUAAUUUAUUGAAACAAAAAGCUUCCGUAUCUCAAAUAUUUCUUCAAUUUCCACACUUCAAAUCGUACCAUGGAUUAAUGGUUCAACAAGCAUUCAAUAGAAUAAAUCAGAUUCAAAGCAUGGAUACUAAUAUAAGAAGACUGUUAUCAAAAGGGCUGUUAUUGAAUCGCAACGCAUUCACUGAUGUCGAGGAUGAUUAUAUACGCGGAUCAUUGAUUCUUAUGAAAGAAAUGGUAGUACGAGGCGCUAAACGAGCGAAAGAAGAUGCAAGUUUGUCUACAGAUGAAAUCUUCGCAGCACCGCUUGUUCGCUGGAUUAAUGUAGACAAGCAACACAUACACCUCACGGCCGGUAUAUACCCACCGCAUAUCGCUUGCUUCGGGAAGACAAAAGGAAGAGGAAUAUACUUCGUAGUUCUUGAGAGAGAAGCGAUAGACUGCGGAGAUUGCUCAAUACAAGCUUUAGAUGUGUUUUUUAAAUCAUUCGCUGUUUUCGGAGUUAAAGUGCCGGUUUUUGUGUAUCCGCUUUACGAAAUAUUUAAAAUUAAGAUUCAUAAAUUGGCCACACAUAGUGCACGCAACACAGUUAAUAACGUGUUAAAAGCAUUGGACAACGCUGAACGGGCAGAAGAGCUUAACCAACACACAACAUGAAAUCAGGUGUUUUUUACAACACACAACAUGAAAUCAGGUAUUUUUACACAAAAAUAAACAGAAAACUCAAUAGUCA